GAAGAUCUAAGUGGUUAUUAUGAAUGAUAGCAUCAGUUGACAUAGUUUGUACUUGAAUUUUGAAUAUGUAAUAAAUAGGAAGAGGAGGAAGAGGAGAUAGAGGAGGAGCUUGCAGAUGUGACCUUUGGGGAUUUGCAGAAGGCGCGAUCCAACGGCUCGCAUGUCUUGUUGCCUCCUCACCCUAAAAAUGACAAGAAGAAGGCUGCCCGAGCUAACAAGAACCGGUAUUGCUUUAUACUUAUUUAUUUACUUUUGUAAUGUAAUUGAAGCAUUCAAGUACUGAUUGUGUUUGUGUCUGUUUAUGUGUUUGGAGGCCGAUGGAGGUGAGUAGCAAGAAGCCUGUCAGUAGAUUCAGGGAGGUCAUCCAAGCGCCCAAAAAGGUGGUACGUGAUCCGCGUUUUGAAUCUUUAUGUGGAACACUGAAUGUUGAUGGGUUUAGGAAGAGAUAUGAUUUUUUGUUUUCAAACGAGCUUCCAGCUGAAAAGGAGGAUCUAAAGAAACAAUUGAAGACAUCUAAGGACCCAGAAGUCAUUGAAGAUCUAAAGAAGCGCAUAUCUUGGAUUGAUAAACAGCUAAAAUCUGAUUCGUCUAAGCGUACUGAAGCUGAAAUUCUAGCAGAGCACAAGAAAAAAGAGAGAGAAAAAGCAAAGCAAGGGAAACAACCCUUCUUUAUCAAAAAUCUGAUAUCCGGAAGAAACGACUUAUUGAAAAGUAUACAAAUCUCAAGGGAUCUGGCAAACUUGAUAACUUCUUGGAGCAAAGGCGAAAGAAGAAUGCUUCAAAGGACCACAGAUACAUGCCGUACCGUAGACCUGACAACAUUGAGUAGCCAACUUAAUGGUCUCACUUUGUUGCAUUGAAGUAGCAUCACUUCACUCUCAUCUUAGGAUUCAUAGGUACUUAUGCGUUGUUUCCUUGAGCUGUAGUUUGAGAAUUUUGUUGAAUACCAAAACAAAAGCUACUAUGAGACUUAGAUGAUGUGGAUAUUGGUCAUUUUACCUCAGAGUAUGUGGAAUAGCUUUGCUUUAGUAAUACAAAAGAAUUAACUAAUAAGAAUAAUUAUAAC
Messenger RNA from Fragaria vesca subsp. vesca, 1066 nucleotides. Its product is annotated as rRNA biogenesis protein rrp36-like. Gene Ontology annotation, biological process: maturation of SSU-rRNA from tricistronic rRNA transcript (SSU-rRNA, 5.8S rRNA, LSU-rRNA). The transcript is spliced from 7 exons. The record is from RefSeq and is a predicted model, not a curated record. The coding region runs from base 318 to 860 and encodes 180 amino acids. NCBI's taxonomy places the organism in Eukaryota, Viridiplantae, Streptophyta, Magnoliopsida, Rosales, Rosaceae. Gene Ontology annotation, cellular component: nucleolus; 90S preribosome.